Sus scrofa (pig) is the source of this 10423-nucleotide messenger RNA. It is a transcript of the gene BDP1, whose product is annotated as B double prime 1, subunit of RNA polymerase III transcription initiation factor IIIB. Gene Ontology annotation, biological process: RNA polymerase III preinitiation complex assembly. The record is from RefSeq and is a predicted model, not a curated record. Gene Ontology annotation, molecular function: TFIIIC-class transcription factor complex binding. Gene Ontology annotation, cellular component: transcription factor TFIIIB complex. Lineage: Eukaryota; Metazoa; Chordata; Mammalia; Artiodactyla; Suidae.
GUCAGUUCCGGCGCCCUCCGAGGGCGGGGAUUCAAGGUGCUGAGGGAAACUUGGCAAUUAGUGUAGUAGGGUCAUGAAGAAGAGGCGGCGGCGGGAGAUCCGAGGCGGCGGCGGGAGCGUGAAACUGCGGUAGCUGUCUGUUCGGCUGGUAGUGUGGCUCUGUGGCAAGAGCGUAGUUCUUAAACUCCUCUCUGGGCAGCAGCCGGGGCUCGGGGCUGAGAGCGGCCGUGGGGCCGCCUCCCCGGGCCCCCUGGCUCCGCCAUGUUCCGCAGGGCACGCCUUAGCGUGAAGCCGAAUGUCAGGCCUGGAGCGGGCGCCAGGGGCUCCACUGCCCCCAAUCCCCAGCGUGAACAAGAGGCUCCCAGGCCGCCAGAGCCUGCCGCGGCCUCUGUCCCGAAGCCAGCGGAACCUACAGAUGUGCCUCCGGUGGAUUCUGGGGAGGCAGAACCUCAAGAAAAGACUCCCAAGAGCAGUGAUGAAAAGACUGAUGGUGGGAAUAAUGUUGAAGAAUCAAGUAAAUCUUCCCCUACUGUUUCACAAAGAAGAAAGCGACUAUCAAGUACCUCUAGUGUGGUCAAGCCUAGUGUCAGUGUUCCCUCAGAACCUCAUCCUUUAUCUACAGUUAAUAAUCAAGAAGCUCCACAGCCAAACCCCGUUCCGACAAAAGAGAAACAGCCAUGCUCAGAUCGAUUCCGAAUAUAUAAAGCCCAGAAACUGAGAGAAAUGUUAAAAGAAGAGUUGAGAAAAGAGAAGAAGCAAUGGAAAAACAAACAUGCCGUAAAUGAAAAUCAGAGGCCACAAGAUCGUUCAAAAAUGACUAUGAGAGAUUUCAUAUAUUACCUGCCAAAUAACAAUCCAAUGACUUCUUCACUGGAGCAAGAAAAGAAAACUGAAAAAUCGUCGACACCAGUCCAAACAAGAGAGCAAGAAGGUAAGAGUACUCCUGAUGGUGAAGAUAAUGAAGAAAUAGAAGAAGAGAUGGAUGAUGGUCCAUUGCUGGUUCCUCGAGUCAAAGUGGCAGAAGAUGGUUCUAUUAUUUUGGAUGAAGAAAGUUUAACUGUAGAAGUUUUGAGAACAAAAGGUCCCUGUGUUGUUGAGGAAAAUGACCCCAUAUUUGAGCGUGGUUCUACAACUACAUAUUCCAGCUUUAGGAAAAACUAUUACUCUAAACCGUGGUCAAAUAAAGAAACAGAUAUGUUUUUUUUAGCCAUCAGCAUGGUAGGAACUGACUUUUCUAUGAUCGGACAGCUUUUUCCUCACAGAGCAAGGAUAGAAAUUAAGAAUAAAUUUAAACGUGAAGAGAAAACAAAUGGAUGGAGAAUAGACAAAGCAUUCCAGGAAAAGCGCCCUUUUGACUUCGAUUUUUUUGCUCAUUUGCUUCAGAAAGUGCUUGCUGAAGAAGAGAAAAGAAAGCAAAAGUCUGUUAAAAAUCAGAGUUCAAAGGAGAAGUCCUCUAAAUCACGGAAAAAUGUAAAAGUGAAAAAAGUUACCAAUGAAAGAGUGAGUGACGAUCCAGCUGAGUCUGUGAGUGCUAGAAUUUCAGAUGCAGAAGGAUCCCAAAAGGAUACUCAGACAGUUGAAGAAGAACAACAAUCUCUGACUUUAUCAGCACAGGAUUCAGAACAGAAUGUAGUAGAACAAGACCAAAACCAAAAGAAAAGAAGAAGAAAGAAUCAGGGUGAAGGUGGUAAACGGGAAGUAAAAAGUCUUUCAGGAAAUGCCUCUGUUCAGCCAGGCUCUUCUAAAGGAGAAAAACACACAAAUCAGUCACUAAGUCCUGAGAUAAAUGAAGAAGGAGGAAAUAAGGAACAGAAUCUUCCCUCUGUACAGAACAAAGAUGAUAUUGUGGGCUUAUCCUUUAGUGAGAAGACUGAGAGAAGAACUGACCCUGUUCUUUCAUCAAGUGGUGAGCAAGAUGAUGUAUCAGUAGCAGCUGAGACUUUAGAAUCAGGCGCUUCAGAUUUGCCUUCAUCAGAAGUUGGUGUUAGACCAUUGUGUGAGGUGAAUAAUGCUGAGAGGAGUUGUACAGAAGAAAGAAAUGUUGACCCAAAAAAUAAAUCUCUGGAAACUGAUCAAACAGAAAAUGUUAAACCCAUGAAGAGAGUACGACUCCAGAGACCUAAACCCAAUUUAUCAAGGGCAGUUGGGAAGAAAACAGUUCUUUUACAAGAUAAAACAGAUGAAGAGAACAAGAGUUCACAUGCAGAAACUUCAGUUGAAAAGAAUCAUGUGGAAAAGGACAAAACGAGUACAUCUGAUAUUUCUGUAGUGGAGAAUACAGAGAGAGAGAACCCAGAAGCUGAUGCUGUGUCUAAUUUGAGUGAAAAAAUUUGUCUGCAGGAAGAUGAUGCACCAAAGGUUUUCAGACCUGCACGACUAAUGAGGGGCUCACUGCGGAGGCAAAAACCAAAUAUAGGUAAAGCUGCUGAAAGAAAAGGAAUUCUUACAUCACAGGAAAAAUUUGGGGCCACUGUAGAAAAGAAUGAAAAUGAAUCCGGCAUUGGUGGAGAUACUCCAGAACAAAUAGAAGAUCAGUCAUGUAAAAAUUUUGAGUGUGAAGACAUCACUUCGCAAUCUGAAGAAAAAGAUACUUCUAUUCAAGAUGCACAGUCAGAUGAUCCCAAGGCUCUUAAUGAAUGUCCCAGUAUUCAGGAGGAUAAUAAAGCAAAUAAACAAGUUCCAGUUGUAAAGACUCGAUUUCAGAAACCAAAGCCAAAUAUUAGAAGAACAAUUGCAAAAAGAGACAUUUCCUCAAAGAAAGAGGUGCCAGAAAAGAUUCUUGCCUCUGAAGAGAUAACAGCAGCUUUGGGAGAAACUGCAAGUCUAGAAACCUCACCAAGGGAGGAGGUUCCUGUCGAGACUAAUACUACUAAGGAAACGGAGUCAGGCUUAAAAGAAACUGGAAAAGACAGCUCUCCUAGGGAAAAAAUACCAGAAAUGAUUGAUGUCACUGUGGAAAUGGAGACAGAUUUGAAAGAAACUGAAAUGAAAGACAUCUCUCCCAGAGAGAAAAUCCCAGAAAUGAGUGGUGUCACUGUGGAAAUGGAGACAGAUUUGAAAGAAACUGGAAGAGAGGUUUUCCCAAGGGAGGAGGAGGAGAUACCAAAGGUGACUGAUGCCACUGAGGAAAGAGAGACAGACUUGGAAGAGACUGUAAGAAGAGAAAUAUCCCUACAGGAAAAUGCCCCAGAGGAGAUUGAUACUAUUAGUGAAGUGGUGACAGAUUUGAAAGAAACUGUAAGAGAGAUUUCCCCAAGAGAGAAGAUACCAGACAUAAUUGACGCCGCUGAGGAAGCAGAGACAGAUUUAGAAGAAUCUGAGAGAAGAGAAAUAUCUACACAAGAUAAGGUCUCAGAGGUCAAAACUGUAGGUGAUGAAGUGGAUUCAGAAGUGAAAGAAAUUGGAAUCGAAAUUUCCCUAAGGGAAAAUGUAGUAGUGGGGAUCCGUGACACGGGGGAAAGGGAGGUUGAUUUGGAAGAAACUGCAGAGAGAGACUUUUCCCUGGUGGAAAAGGUAUCAGGAAAGAUGACUGCCAUUGAGGAAACAGAAGCAGAUUUAAAAGAAACUGGCAAGGAAAUUUUCUUGAAGAAAAGCAGACCAGAAGAGAUCAGUGCUUCUGAGGACAGGGUGGCAGAUUUGGAAAAAAUUAGAAAAACAGACAUUUCUCUAAGGGAAAAUGCACGAGAGGAGACUGGAACCUCAAGACAAACUGGGACAGAUUCAUUGCAGAGCAGUAGUGCUGACUGCAGCGCUGUGCCUUCCCUAACUAAUAAUGACAUUAGCAGUGAAAUACUAUCCGUGGUGCAUACAGCUGUAGAAGAAAACAGAAAUUCUGAAAAGGAAAUGUCAAGUCAGUUGAGUCAUUUGAACAUUUCUUUGGAGACUUCUGGACUUGACAAAAUAGAAGACCAGAGGAUGCAGUCUCCAGAUGUUCCAGAGCAGUCUUCAGAUAUUAAUUUAAGCAAAUCUCUUCCUCAAGAACAGAAGCCAUCUGAAGUUAAACCAGCACCUUUUCUGAGAAGUAGAUUCAAAAGACCAAAACCAAACUUAGCAAGAGCAGCUUCAAAGAGAGAGGCCACAGGAGCAGAAAAAUGUGCACCUGGGAAGAACAUGGAACCUGAUAAAGUAGGCACUGUUGUGAUACAGCCAAACAGCGACCAAAUGAGUACUCUCUCUUCUCAACAUGAUGUGGCUUCCCUGAUGACAUCAAGAGAGAAAGAUAAAUCAGAUCAUAGUCAAGAGGAGACUGUGAUAUUACCACAUGGACAGACUGAAAAGGAGCUUUCACCUUCAAGUUCUCAUGAACCUAAAGAGGAGUCUCAGUCUACACAAGCCCAGGGAAAGGAAUUAGUUGUCUCUAUUGGGACUCAUGACAUAAACACUUUGGAACGAGAAAGUGCUGUCCAAACUGUUCCACCAGUACGGGGCCGACUUCAGAGACCCAGACCAAACUUAAGAAGGGUUGGACAGAGGCAAGUAAUAGAAAAAAGUGAAGCUAAAGAAACAAAUAAGGAGGAAGGGACACUACAAAAAGAUGAAACUAAAAAGGAAUUCCUGACUGUGCCAAAUUCUCAAAUUGCACCUGAAAUUGAAGUUGUAUCCUCCAAAGUUUCAGAAGGCAGAACGUGUGAAAUUGAAGUUGUAUCUGCCAAAGGUUCAGAAGGCAGAACGGGUGAAAAUCAGAGUCACGUGGUUCUUUUAGAAAACCUUCAUCUUAAUGAAGUAAAUGCUUUAGAUGAAAAGACAAGACAAGAACGUAAAACGUAUGUUCCUAGUCCACCACGAAUGAUAAGAAGGCAAUUCCAAAAGCCUAAGCCAAAUUUGGGAAGAGCACAUGCUAGGAAAGAGGAAUCAAGCAUAGAAAAAGACAGAGCAGAUCAAAGUGAGGCAAGGAAGCCAGAAGAUAAUUUGCUGCAGCAUGGAGAUUCUGACACCCAGUUUCUUCAAAAAGAAAAGGCUGAGUCUCUGACAUCUCUGAAGGUUUCAGCAAGAAAAGAUUCUGUAGGUUCCCAGGAGACUGGUUUGGCAAAAAAAGAUGCUCAGUCAGAAGCUGGUCCAUCACAAAGUGUUGGAGAGAAAACCGUAGGGGAUGAUUCUGGGUGUUCAGCUGUUGAAGAGCAAUAUCUCAGUAAACCAACAAGGUUUCCACAACUGCCGAAAGAGUCAAAUCACUCUAGAAUUGCCCUGGAUCGAAGAACAGCUCUCUCUUCUGCCUCUGAGUGUGAGACAGAUCAUAGUGAGAGGAGAAUACAUCGCAGGGUCAAACCAAACGUCACCAGAGGCCGUGGAUCAAAACGAGUUCGGAGUAAGACCUCUAAAAAGGAACCUAGAGCUCCCAAGGCUGUGCUUGUGACGCUUAGGGCUUCCCAGGAAGAAGACGAGGAUGAUGCUGAAGACUUUGAGUCUGACUAUGAAGAAGAAAGCUAUCAUCUUGCUCCAGAAGAAGUAAACAAAGCCCCAGUGUUUGUCCCUGUUGGUCUGAGAUCUCCUGAACCUGUUCCUACCCAAAUUGAGGAAACCAUGGAAGAGCUUGAAAUAACCGUGAAUGUCCCAGAUGUAGGAUGCAUAGCUGUUGUUGAACAUCAACUCUCAAACGCAGAUGUGACUACUCAGGAGAUGAAACAAGAAGAAAAUUUGAAUGCAUCAUCAGUCGAAAUGACCACAGGUGAACAUUCCCAAGAUGAAACAGGUACCAACGAUGGAAGCACAGAAGCUGCCAUAACUUUACUUACAAUGGGAGAUCUGGUGUUGCAGUCAGAGAUCAGUACAGAACAGAGUGGUGUAGGAGUAUGUAUACUUCCUGAUGGCCAUUCAGAGGAUAAAAGUCAUGUUCCUUUUAGCCCAGAUAAUAUAAAUCAUGAUAUUGUUCAUGAACAUCCGGAACUUUCUUCACCUCUCUGUAGUACAGCUCCAUCAGAAGACAACAAGAUUGUAUUGGAGGAACAAAGUACUAAAGAAGAAACUGGUUUAGUGGAGGAAGUAAAGGAAAAUGCUAUAUCAACCAGGACUACAACUUCUGAAGUGACCAGUAGUUUGAGACCGAGAAGAAGAUUUGCCAAGCCUAAGCCAAAUCUUAAGAAGAUUUUAGGGACCAAAAGGUUUGGUGCUCAUCAGGAAGUUCCUAGUUUGUCGGAAAUUCAAGGAGAAACUGAGAAAAAUGCUUCUAAAGGAACAGAAUUAGAGGAUAAAAACCUUGGAUCAGAUACAACUGCAGAGAGUAAGGAGCAGAGCAAAUUGGCAUGUGUACAUGGUAUUGAAGAAACCAGUAAUUCACAAGAAGCAAGGCUAACUAAAAGAAAUGAAGAUCACGAAGAGGGAUCUGAAGAGGUUCAGAUGUUGUCGGCUGCUCCACUUGUUUCUUCUGAGCCAAGCACCGACACGCUUGCUUUGGGUACAAGUCUUGGUGAGAGUUUUAUCGAAGAGCCCCUGAGAAAGGACUCUGAUGGAGACAGUAUGCUUACACUCUAUGUACCAGAGCAGUGUCCACCAGCUAGUAUUCCAGACGUCCAACAAGAGAAUGUAAAUAAUCCUCAAGACUCAGUGGAUCUACUUGCUAAUGUACAUCAAGAUGGUGAAGAUGAACAAGCAUUCAUUUUAACUCUGGUGGAAAUUCCAACCAGUGCAGUAGAAGAAUAUGCUGAUACCACUACGCAGUUACUGCCAAACACUUUACUGCCAGCGCCCAUAUUGGUCAAAUCAGUGAAUAAAGAAGAAAGGGGGGAUAUGAGUGUGAGUUUUCCGGUAAUUCCAGUUGAUCAGGAUGCCGUGUAUUUAUCUGGAAGAGAUGAUUCUGAAAAGCCUCCUGCGAAUUUGGAACUUUUAUCCAGGAAGAGAUUUCAUUGUAGUCCUGAUGAAAGUGACCAUGUUCCUCCUGCCAAAAAAAAUUCACUCACUUCAAGUGACGAUUGUCAAAAAUAUACCUCUGAGGUGUGUUCAAAGGAAUUAAUAAAUUUGGAGGAAACUGGGGAAUCUUGCCAAGGACAAGAUAACUUCCCUACCUUAGGAAGCACACUUACAAUGCCAGAACCUCAGAAAGAGCAACUUGAAUCAACUUUUCAGAGUAUUGGAUCUAGGUCUCCUGAUAAAGUAACAGAUACACAAGAAAAGAAUGCAUCUGAGUUACCUCAGGAUGAGAUAAUGGUGUCUGAUAAAGAAGAAAGAACUUGUGCUGCUUCUAUGUCAAUGGAUAACAUUACAUCGUCUUCAAAAACCCCACUAUCCAGACCUGGCAGAAGACCCUUGGGAUUUUUAUCUUUAAUAUGUUCAAAGAAUAGUUUGGAGUCUGAUGAACCUACUCAGGUUCAUAGAAAGAAACGCCUAAAACCUCUUAUACCCAUAUCAAGAAAGAAUUUGCAAGUAUCUAAUCCACUCAGUGAAAGCCAGAAGACAACUCCAGAGCCCUCUGAUCCGCCUCCAUCUCCAAGUGUUGUUGCUAAUACUCAAUCUACGAAUACUGGGAAUACUGGUAGUUCAGCAACUCAGGUUUCUUCUAAUCCCUUACCGAAAGAAGAAUGUAAAGGUGGCCAAAAGCGGGUACCUGAAGAGGAGCCAACCACCAUAUCUGAGUAUUUCUUUAGUGAUAUCUUUAUUCAAGUGGAUGAAACAGAAUAAAAGUCUUUUUUUUUUUUUUGUCCCAAGUCUAGGAUUUCCAGAGUCAAUUAUAUCAACAAAGCGGGAUUUAGAAAAAAGCAUCACUGACAGUUUAGGUUGAUUUUGAAUAUUUAAUGGCCUUCAUUUGAAACUUUUAUGAAUCAGUGGAAAACAUUGCUGAGAUUUCUUUCAUUCUGAUGGAUUCAGCAUUUUGGAAAUACUGAGCAAUUAAGACUGCUUUCUCAGACAGAAAUAACAGCUCUUGUUUACAUUUCGACUCUUCCUGUGCUGAACACACAUGGACAUCUUGGAAUGUUGUGGAUAAACGUCUCUUGUAUAAAUCACAGUGCCGACGUAUUUGGAGGUAGAUUGUAUCUAACAGUGAACGUCUUUUGUGAAGGUCUUUUUUUUCUGUUUGUUUAGGGGAUUUUUGUUUUUGUUUCUGUUUUGUUUGUUUGUUUGUUUUGGAUGGUGAAGGCCUUUUCAGUUGCCUGGAAGAAUAUGAAACAAAUUGUGAAACUCCACUUUAGUAUGGUAAAUGUUAAAAAAAAAACUUUUCUAUGAUCAGCUAUUUGACUGAAAAAUGUGUAUUUUUCUAAUUCAUGUUGAUGUAACAUUAAUGCUAAUUGAAGAACUAGUAUUUAAACUUAUUAUUUAUAAAGGUAAAACAUCAAAAAGCUUAUUUAUUUUUAAAUUUUUUAUUUAAAAGAAUAUUCAGUUUUAAUUAUUUUUACCCCUCAAAUUAUGGGUAAAGUAGGCAUUAACAAAUUGAUGUUUGUCUCCUUUUCCCUCUUUAAUUUUAAAGAUAUUUAAAGUGAUAUAGCUAAAAGUGUUUGGAUAGUGAAUAUGUUUUGAAUACAUUGUUUUCUCAUAGUUUAGUAUAUUGACUUUGUACUGUGAAAUUGUUUUUCUUAUUUCUCGAAUAAUCUCAGGAUUUGAAUGGGGACAGAAAAAACCCCUUAACUUUAUUUAUGAGACAAAUUUCCAUACAAAACUCAGUCUCCAUUACACACAUAUGUACUCACCCACACACAUUCCUUUUUUAAAAAUCAAUUUCUUGGUGUUUUUUUUCCCCCAUUAAGUUUUCCUUGAGGAACACUUAGGCCUUUAUGCACAGAACAUAAUUGUGAUGUUAAAAACAGAAAAUAAGAUAACAAUAAGACUUUAGUAAGUCAGUGAUUCUCAUCAAUAUGAAUUUAAGAGUUUUAAUUUCAAGAUUGUGUGAUUUACAUGGGUAAUUCCGUUACCCACCCAAGCAAAUCUUUGGUGGUUCAAAUUAAACUUCUGAAAGAAGAGAUGUAUUCUUUUGAAAAGCCUUCUUAGAUCAGGAGUCAGAAACAUUUUUUGCAGUAUAUUUUUGAAUUUGUGGGCAAGAUGCCCUCUGUGGUAACUACUCAGCUCUUACCAUUUCAGUGUGAAAACAGCUAUAGCCAAUGUUUAAAUAAUGGACACGAAUGGAUUGGGUUUUUAGUUUGACCCCUACAUUAAAUAGCAGUUUCCUUACCUUAAGGUGCUGAUGUCAUUGUCUCUGAGUUACUUGUCACUAGAGUUACGAAUUGUGCCUGUCAAUUAAAACCAUUGAUUGCAUUAUGAAAUUUCAAUUGGAGAGGUAUUUUAAUGUCUAACUAUGUUUGUAAAUUGAAAAAAAUGGUGGCCAUUUUUUCAUGUUCGUUAGUAAAAUUAGAUAUGGUGCAACACGUAAUCCUAAUUUAUUAAAACAAUUGAUACUAGAGUUUUUUUUUUUUUUUGUCUAUUUGGGGUCGCACCCACAGCAUAUGGAAGUUCCCAGGCUAGGGGUUGAAUUGGAGCUCUGGCUGCUGGCCUAUGCAACAGCCACAGCAACACAAAUCCAAGCUUUGUCUGCAACCUACACCACAGCUCACGGCAACGCUGGAUCCUUAACCCACUGAGGAAGACCAGGGAUUAAACCUGUGUCCUCAUGGAUACUAGUCAGAUUCAUUUCUGCUGAGCCACGAGGGGAACUCCUAGAGCAUUACCUUGGAGUGAAAUUUAUAGUUUAACUUCUUUUGUUAUAAAGGAGGAUCUGUAAAUCUGAGUGGAAAUUUCCUAUAGGUAUGUGUUUAUUUAUUUGAUGUGUCACAAAAAUCAUGGUAGUAAGUCACAUUGCUAUUUUAAUGCCCUGCUUUUAUAAAUAUUAAAUAUUUCAUAUUCUGAAAAGGUUUCUUUCAUUUUGUUAAUGUUAGUUUGGAUGUUAGUUUGUCAUAACUAAACUGUUAUUUUAUCUCUUGUUUAGUGCUAUUUUUUAACUUUGUUAACAUCUAUCUCUUGUUCAUCUACAAUGACUUAAUUUUAUAGGAGAUGUAGCUUCUGUGUAAAGGCUAAUUUUAUCUUCAUUGUGUUAGAGAAUCAUGUCAGUCAGCUAAAUUAUCCUAUUCUAUAUCCUAAAAACUCUUGGAAAAAGAAACUUAAUCAGUGUAUUACUUACAAAGUAGAAGGACUUGUUCACACCUGUGUUUAAUCUGAUUCAUGUAAAGAUGAUGUGAAGAAUUUGUAAUUUGUAAAUCUUAAAGGAGAUGUGAUUAUAGUUCUUUGUUUUUUUUGACUUUUCCUCCUGAACACUUAGUCUUAGCAAGUGAUCAACAUGAUGGUUUAAAAGCCUAAUUGUUGGUAAAUGAUUGAGGCACAGAUAGAAAUAUGAAUAUCCACUGUUUACCACCAUGUUCUUUGAAUUAUAAGUGACCAUGUAUAUACUAUCUUGCUUGAAGAAGUCUUUGACAAAAAAGCAAUAUCUGUCGUAAAUUUUCUUGUUCUAAAGAAAGCAGUUAUAUUCUAUAGAUAUGAAUUAUGUAAAUAAAAGUUAUUUUAUACUAUU